CCUACCUUGACCGUGGCCUCACUUUUUGCUAGAUAAUCUGUAUCAAACUUAUCUUAGUAUUUUUUGCUGAAAAACUUCAUUUUUUUUUGAAUGACUUAAUCAAUAUUGAAAUUGAUAUAAACUAUAUGGCUUAAUUUGUGUAAGUCUUUAACCAUUCUGUCUUGAAUCUGUUUUUCGACGCAAUAUUUUAUUUAAGUUUUUUGUUUUGUCAUAAAUUUGUCAGAUUUCUGUUAGUUUCACAUGGGCUGUAACCCCAGCAUGGAGAAGAAAAAUACGUCUUAUAUGGAAAUUGCGAAUAGCCGCCAGUCAAAAUUGGUAAAACCUAAAUCACGCCUCCCUGCUCCCAAAACAGCACUUCAUAGACUGAAAGAUAACGGAGAUAGCAAAUCCAAUACAAAAAAUGCAUUCAUACCUGAAACUGAAAUAAAAAUGAUUGAUGAUGCUAGUUCCAUGACUGCAUGCAGCAAAGAAACUUUAAGUGAAAAUACCUCAGUUGAUUCUAUAAAAGAACCUUCAAAAGCCAAGAAUAACGGAAGCAAAUCGAGAAUAAAAUCAAUAUCCAAGUUAUUUUCAUUUGGAAAGUCAGCUAAGAACUCCGUUUCAUCUAACUCUAAUAGUGCAAAAGCGCCUAUUCCCUUAAAGUGCAAUACAAAACUUAAAUCUCCGACUAGCCUAUCAAAAGUUCAUGCAAAAUCUAGUCGUGAUGAGAAACGUCUUCCACUCAACAAAGAAAAAGAAACAACAGUAGAAAAAAAUGUUGCUAAAGAUAACAGUCAGAGAGAAACGUUUCAAUCAAAAUUGAAACCGCUAAAGACAACUAUAUCAAAGCCUGCUAUUAUUCGGCCAAAAGAACUUUCGUUGAAAAAGUCUGCGGACGAUAAUGUAUUUGUAGCUGAAACGCAUAAUCUGAAAAAUUCAUCCAAAACAGAAGUAAAAAAGCCAUUACCGCCAUUAGCUCAAGCUGAGGAUUUGACUUUGAAUUCUGAUGAUCUAAUGGAUGACUAUGACGAUGUUGGAGAAAUAUCAACUUACACAAAUGGGUCUUCCGCAGUAAUAGACAAUCAUGCUUCUUCUAUAAGUACAAGGAGAACAGGAAGAACGUUUUCUUUUCCACCCCCUAUGGCUGAGAGUCCCCAUAAUUCUAUUGAACUAGAUGCUUCUAUUUAUAAUCAUGUCGUCAGCGAUGUUACUGGGUUAAAAACGCUACUUUUGAAAUUAAAGAGGUGCUUAAAUGAAUCGGAGGAUUUAGAAGGAUACCUCGAUAGGGAGAGGAGAAUUCAUGAACUAGAAAAAGAGAAUGAACUUUUGAAAAAGCAAUUGCGAAAUCAGCAUUGUAUUUCGUCGGCUUCCACUCAAACGGAGUCAACAUUCUCUCACUCAUCACUCAAUUCAAAUAUGACUAGAAGUUCACCGAUGCAAGACUGUAACUGCAAAGCGUUAAGACUGUGA
Molecule: messenger RNA, 1449 nt
Organism: Dimorphilus gyrociliatus
Lineage: Eukaryota; Metazoa; Annelida; Polychaeta; Dinophilidae
Source: the annotation of a GenBank genome assembly